Molecule: messenger RNA, 7834 nt
Organism: Ceratina calcarata
Lineage: Eukaryota; Metazoa; Arthropoda; Insecta; Hymenoptera; Apidae
Product: lateral signaling target protein 2 homolog
Exons: 6
Coding region: 315-3959 (1214 amino acids)
Cellular component (GO): early endosome membrane
Molecular function (GO): metal ion binding
Source: RefSeq, a predicted model, not a curated record
UCGGCGUCGUCGUCGUCGUCGUCGGUGAUCGUCAGUUUCGUCGGUGUUACGGACGCGUGAUUCACGUUUGACGCGCAGUUUCGGAUGCGUGCACGGACAAAGAUCGUCGAUGGUCGUACGCACAACGACGAUUACCUGACGAACGAGGCGAGCGUAAUACGUAUUCCCGUGCGCGGUCGAUCGGUGCGACGACGUGGUACGACUCUCUCUCGUAAAGAUCGUGAUGUAGUCGCGGUAUGUCGCGAGUGAUUCGCUCGAGGCCAGAGGCACAGUGACGACUCGCCCGUGAGCCUGCCGACGGACCGAGGCCCGCGAUGGAGUCGAUCAGAAAAUGGUUCUACAGGCCUAAGAGAGACGACACGAGCCUGCUGGCACAGUUCUUCUACGCGGACGAGUCUCUGAACGCAGUCGCGUGCGAGUUGGACUCGUUCGACGGUCGACAAGAGCCCGAGCGAUGCACCACUUUGGUGAAUCGUCUGCGGCAUUGUCAGGACAAGGUGCUGACGAUAUGCAGCCAGAUAAUGGACGACCUGAUACCGGAGAGCAGAGCGAAUCGUGACUUCAGGGUCAAAUUCCCGGACGACGUGAUGCAGGAGAAUUUGGCCGGGCAGCUCUGGUUCGGGGCCGAGUGCCUGGCCGCGGGAUCCUCCAUCAUGAACAGGGAACAGGAGAGUUCGGCUCUGAGGCCCCUCGCCCAGGCGUUGACCAAGUCGUUGGACAUCGUCAGGAAUCUGCUCAGGGAACACGCGCUGAAAGGUCACAUGAACCUCAAGUAUUUGUUCCAAACGCAAAACCCGGUGGACCCAUCGCUGGAGAAGCUGAUCGAGUCGUUGAAGAUCUUCGACCGGGUGUUCGCCGAUUUCGAACUCUGUUACGUGGGCGUGAUGGUGCCGGUGAAAUCGACGAAGGAGUACGAGCAGCAGGAGCUCGUAUGCGUUUUAUUUUCGGAGACGUUGCAACGGGCGCUUGAACGCGGAUUGCUAAGCCAGGCAGACGUGGACAAUUACGAGCCGGCGCUGAUGUUCACUAUCCCGCGUUUGGCGAUCGUUUCCGGCCUCUUGGCACCGCCCGGAGGUCCGCUGUGCCUCAACUCCCCCGACAACAUCAGCGAAAUGUUUAGACCCUUUAGGGUAAGCGCGACGUUACUAUUGAAAAUAAGGGAGCUCCUUUGGACCCUGAACAACCGGGAGUUAUACAUGCUGGAGAAACUCCUGUGUUCGAACGAGGAACCGUCGGGUCCCGUCACGCAGUCCAAGUCGUCCGCGUGUCAGGACAUUCCCGACCUGGAGGAGUUCGUCCACAACUUUUAUACCGGCUACCCGAACUGUAAAGACUUCAUCGUAGAUUUUUACACAGUGACUAGGAACACGGGGAACAACAUGGACGAAAUAGCGAACGACGUGGUGCAAACGUUGGACGAGGAGAACGGUCGUUCGAUGGAGAGCGGCGGCAGCGACCAGCACGAGGACGCGGAUCGCGAGACGGAGAUCGCGGACGCCGGACCCGAUCGAUCGAACGUGUCCGCGAAUAGGUACGAGAAUUCCGUGAGACGUGACGGUGCCGCGAGGACAUCCAGUGGGAGGGAGAGUGUCAGUGAUCAAGUGCAAUGUCGCGUGAAAAGAUCGAGCAACGAGAGACCGUCGUCGCGGAACGGCGAUCCCUGCUCGAGGGCAUUGAGCGAGCGCGACGGGAGUCCCGUGCCCGCGGCGGAACAGGUCGUCCCGAACGGAGAACCGAUCUUGUCUCAGAAGCAGCAAGAGGAAUUCAUGACGGCGGACAUCUCUGAGAUAUUGGACGGCUCGGAGAACAUCGAGAUCCCGCAGACGCAGUACCUGUUGAACCAAGUGUCGCACGAGAACAACGUCACCGUGGAAGCUGUGCACAUACAGAACUCCCUGCCCGACUUGGACUCGAAGAAACUCAUCUCGGAAGCGAACAAGACUCUGUCGAAUCUGUUGCUAGACGGUGAGUGCCAGAACGAAAUCUCCGAGCAAACCGAUUCCGGGAUCUGCACGGUGAUCUCGUCGGAGAACACCAGUCUCUACGACAAGAGCCCCGAGGAGAAAAAGACGUUCGCCAACGAGAUCCAGCAGGACGAGCAGGGAAUGGACGAGGAAGACACGCAGGAGAACACCAGUUACUCCUGCUCGAACUUGAACUCGCCCAAGAGAAAGAGCUCGACGAUGUCGGACAACUCUUGCGUCUGCAGUUUGAGGAACGUGAAAGCUGUCGCGUCGUUGGACCGAUCGAUCGAAGUGCACAAUUUACACGCGGCGAGCACCGAGGCUAAAAACGUGCCGCGUAUAUCGUCGAAUUUCGACGGGACGAACGAGGAGUUCGUAGGCGUCGCUUACGGGAACGGGCAGAUCUCCGUGUGCGAUUCCAAUCAGUCCGGUUUUCAAAUCAACUAUUCCGAGAACUGGGAGAAUCUGAAUUUGAGCAUCGACGCGUCCACGUCGAGGAAGGAGUUCUGGAGCGACUUGAAGUGCGAGAACUGCCCGUCCACGUCGCACAAUAUAGACAAGAUCGGCACGAAGAUCGCGCAGGAGAAGAUCGCAACGUCGAGAAAGGUGAGAGACGAGAAACAGAAACGUAGACACCAACGUAAGCACGAGAGGAACGGGCAGAGGUUGCUUCAUUACGCGAUGCAGGAGAACAGGGUACAGAAUUUCGUGCGAUCCUCCGCGAGCACCGAGAGCUCUAGGUCGAACUCCACGGACCGUUGCCUGAACCCUAGAUUGAUCAGCUAUUACGGUGCCAGUCUGCACCCGAGUCAGAACACGAGACAAAUGCCUAACUUCGGUAGCCACAGUCCGCACGCCAGCCCUAGACUACAGCACUUCGAGACGCGUAGCACACCGAGUUCUGCUCGGAGGACCUGUAGCGUCGUGUCCAGAGCUCAGAGGAACUUGUCGCCGCAGAACAGGAAGCUCCUGGAUCACAGGAGGUCCAGAUCCGAGCAGAUAAGCCGGAUGAUGAAGUGGAGGGAGAAGUACGAACGAGCGAACGCGAGGUCGGAGCAGACCAAGAGGAAGCUGGGCAACAGGAGCCCGAGCGAACUGAUGAACGACGGUUUGGGACCAAGAACGGACAAGAGCGGCCUGGCGAACGAGCCCGCCUCGCCGGUCUCGACGUCGGUUGCGAAAAAAGACAAUAAUUCGCAGAGGAUCACGCGACUGGUGAAAGCGGCCACGGUUCAGGGGACGCAGUCGUUCAGCGCGGAACAAUCGUUGGUUCCGAAACAGGACGGCGAGUCCAGCUCGAGCUGCUCGAGCUGCUGCGACUCGAGUUCGGAGACCAGCGAGUUCCAGAGCGACUGGCAGGACGAUGAGGAGAUCGCGCUCGCGAUGCAGGCUGCCGCCAACAGGAAUCAGAUUCGUGCGAAGUUUCGGUCGUCGGAGGAUCUCGUCCACCGUUUAUUCGUCUGCAUAGCAGGUGUCGCGGAUCAAUUGCAAACGAAUUUCGCGUCGGAUUUACGCAAUAUUUUGAAAUGCGUGUUCCUGAUGAACAGCAGCCAGACCGUGGAGGAAACCGAGGUAAAGGACGAAAAUCUAACGUCGGGGAGUCCCGUCGCGGACGUUUUGACCGACACGAUCACUAAUCACGACCGGCAGGAUUCGUUGCAAGAGUACGAGGACGACUUGGAGGAGACCACGGCGACCAACGAACAUAAUACAAGUUCUCCGGUGACCGAACGCGGGGAGGAGUGCGUGGAGAGGGCACCUGCCUGGAUCCCGGACAACGACGCGCCUCGUUGCAUGGCGUGCCAGGCAGGGUUCACGGUGGUGAGGCGCAGACACCAUUGCCGAAACUGUGGCAAAGUGUUCUGCGGUCGUUGCAGCAGCAACAACGUUCCUCUGCCCCGAUACGGGCACACGAAACCCGUACGUGUCUGCAACAGGUGUUUCCUCUAUCAGGUGACGCCGUUCACCGUGUCGCAGGUCGCGUCGGCGAGCUGAGCCUCACCGCGAUGAGACACGGGCCAGAGAUCGUUCGGUGACGAUUCACAAUGAUAAAUAUACAACUGUUUCGCUUCGUACGCGAUCGUUACGCGUGACGAUGUCGUGUUCGCGCGGAUCCGUUUCUUUCCUCCCAUCCCCCUUCUAUGCUAUAGCGGCCGUUUUCCCUACGUGGUUCGUCUCUAUUAGGGUAAACGCGAAUAUACGGAUGCGUACAGAGUGUCUCGAUCGAGAGCGACUGUGUCUUUAAAAUGAUUAUAAACGUAUAAUGCAGGCCUCUUUCUAGCGUAGCGAAUGAUUUAAUCUUUUAUUGAAUAAAAACUGACUUUAUAGGUAUGUCGAUGUAUCUGAUCCCAUCUGUAUGUGAUAAAACGAUUCACGAGACAAACUGCACUAUGGGGUACUUGGACCUUCGACUAAUACUUGAUGAAAAUUGUUUCAUACUUUACGUAAUAGAUUUAUAAUCGUUUUAAAAGAAUAGUUAAUUCUGACUUCAUGAGAUACUCUGGUACGUAUGGAUAUCUAUGAACAUAUAUAAUACAUAUACACACGUACAUACGAGAGGGCACAGAGUAACGAAUGUGUCAGUAGCGUUGUGUUCUUCCGAUCUUCAUUGAUUUUCUAAUUGUACGUACGUCGGUAGAAAUUCUUCUGACAGUGAAUCCUACUGAUAGAUUCUUACGAAACGUAACGAACAAAGUUUUUAAUCAGAAACGAAAUGAAUCAGCUUACGAACAAAUGAAGAUGGAACGAACACGCCGAUGCUACUCGAUCGUCUUUUCCGUUGUUUGUAUACUUAUGUGCACUUAAAAUGAAAAUCGUAAGAGUUAGAGUAUAUAUAUAAAUAAAUAAAUAUCGGCGCCGAUCGCUAAUAUUUUUACACGUCGUGAGUAUCGAACGUUUUUAAACGAGCUAAUUUCCAAAAGCAGUUAUAUCAUAAUUUAAUCCUAACUGUACGCUUUAGACGAUAAGGUGUUUAGAGACGAACGAAAGACAGAAAAGACGAGAAGGAAGAAUCGUUGCUUUUCGCAUAGGGUACACCCGAUAUUAUGUACAGAUUAUUCCACGUCUCCUAUUUAACCCGUCUCUCCUUUAUAUUUCUCAGUUCUCUUCGUCCACGUUCCGUUCGUACGUUUAUCUUCUUCCGUUAGGAGUGUUCAUUUAAUAAUAACGAUAAUAACGAUAAUAUAUAUAUAUAUACGUAUAAAUUCAAUCGAGUUUCUCGCCUCUCGUCGCGUCGACCCUUACUCUCGUUAAGAAUAAACCCGUUUUUUUUUUUUAACAGACAGAUCGUGAAAUGUUAGAUGUAACUCGAAAUGUCGAUUCUAUGGAAUAAAACGUAUAAAAUAUUUCCUCGUUCAAUGCUUCAUUGUACUGUGACAAACUGAAUAACGAUAUCUUGAAAUGGCCAACGAAACUUCACGAUCAGAUCAGAUUUUGUUAUUUAAAUUUUUAAAGUUACGUCUACAUUUUAUAGCGCGUCUGAUCUUCAAUUACGUCGACUGGAUUAGAUUUCUUUUGUACGAAAAUUAUAUUGGAUGCGGCGAGCUUCGACCGAGAACAGAGUGAUUCAUAGUGUAAGAAUUUGUUGAACAUUUUUAAAUAAACUUUGUUACGAGAGACUGGGCGUAUGUUUUAUUUAAAUUCUUAUUUGGAACUCGAUGCAAUUUUCUAUUAAGAGAACCAAUUGUAAUGUUUUCGGUAAUACGAUUUCUACGGCGAAGCAGUAACAUCGCGUAAAUAGGUAAACCUUACGAUCUUAAAGAUUCGUCGAACCGUGCAGCGGCACGUUGCUGUCUUCUGUGCCAAAUUUACCUACGUGACAAUAAGUUUCCUCUGUUGACACGCGAUCUACUAUAAUAAUUCCGAUUAUGUGUAUGAAAUCGUUCGUUCGAUUUAACGAAUCAUUUGAUUUCUUCCUCAUACGUCGACUCACGAAAGUAUUCCAACAUCUCUUAAAAUGGAAUGUGAAAAUCUUUGUAUAACGUGACCAUUGAAAAUUGUAUCGUUCUACGACUGAUUCGCGCGAAUUUUUAAAAAUUAUUAAAACGACGCGCCAUGUGUCAAUUGUCCUACCGAUUUUUAGUAACGAACAUGAAGGCGACCGACCUACUCGAAACUGAUUUUGAUUAUUAGCGAGAAAUUUAUUUACCACCGCGACAAAACUUCGUAACGAUAUCGACGUGAUUGGUGCCUUGUACAAGACACGUUUAUAGUUUAUAACGAGCGAGAAACGAUUCGUGCAAGUUAGAUACGAGUAAUAAAUGACUGCGAAUUAUAAAAAGACAUGCAAUUACAUUUUUUGCAAAUACUUUGUGAUAUCAGUUUUAUCGUCUAUGGUUUUUUGUAUGAAAUUUUCUUAUGGAACCAGCCGUAUUUUCAUUUAACGAACUGUAUAUUCCUUUCGUCGAAGAUGUUCCAGCGAAGGAUCUUUCGAAAAGAACGAAACGCCUCAACCUGCUGUUCCGUAAAAUUAUGUGUGCGUAGUGUGUAAAUGUGAUGCAACGAAAGAUACCAAUUUACUAGGGUAAUCAUUGAAUUCGAACGAUUUACUAUUUCCAUUAAGUAAAACGACUACUGCCAUUGUUUAUUGUCAAAUUAAUUAGACGUAGCGUUAAGUAUAAUAAUUUUUUAUAACGGUUAGUCAGGCGUACUCGAACUAUCUCCCAUAGAUUAUCGUACAAUACAUCUGAAGAUUGCUCGUUUCAAGAGUUUCCGAUUCUUUAAAGCGAAACCAACUACGUUAAAAUUUUCUCGAUCUAAUUAAAUUGUUCAUAGAAUUACUUUUACGAAUUAUGGAUCUUAGACGAAUUAGGAAGCGUUCCAUAAAAUAGUAUGGAAGCGCAUUUUAACUCGAUGCUUAAAAUUAAACAAACGUUCAAGUCCGAAGUAAUCGUUCUAUUCUAAUUAUAAUAAUUGACAAAUGCUAAUUGUAUUCUCGGUAUAAUCUUAGAACGUUUAAAAAUCUUGUCAUUACUCAAUCCAUCGAUUCAACUUGAUAUUUUUCAUAAAAAAAUAUCCAAGUGAAGAAAAGUCGAACCAAGUACAAAAUUAGACACCGUAUGAUUUUGCAACAACGACGAACUACGCUAGGAGUGGAAAUUCAGUGAUUACCCUGUUUCUAGUUAAAAAGAACAAGAUAUUUACUGGUUUCAAUUUUCGUGCUGAUUAAUCGCACCAGUCGUUUAAACACCAUUUCCCACCGAGCUUUCAUAAUUACAUUAUAAAUUAAUUGUAAUUAUAAUUAUGGCGUGAACAAUGUUUGGACAGAUUGAUUUGAGCGAUUCAUAACGAAAAUGAUCCCUGAAAAUUAUGAGAGCCACGUUAAAUAACUGAUGAACGCAGUUAUAACAUACUGAGUAUUUUGUAAUAAUAAAACUGUGAAAUUGAUCGAAUUGAAAACACGACACCUAUCUUUCAAUCCAUGACAAUAUUAACGUGGAUCGUUUUUGGUAUGAAUUGUUGAAACGACGAAUGCAAUUUUACGCUGUGACUCGCUCAUAGGAUGAUUUCACGUACAGGAGUGCGAGCUUGGCGAACCGAGAAAGGAGACGAGAGAAAUGGGAAUAGAAUACAAGGAAUGAAACAAAAGAUAAAUAGACGAUGGUACGACAUCGAGAAAAGUUACGCGUUCGCGACGAACACGAUCUGCCAAUUAAAUAGUUAGGAGAGACUGCGAGGUAGGAGAGAGAACAUCUCGAGAAUUAUUUUUUUAUUAAUUGCCCGAAGCGUGUAAUCGAAUUGCCGAGUAAGAGAAGCGAAUUAACUUGACCCGUCGCGAAACGAUGCUGCGUAUUUGGACGUCGUAAUUUACGGUAAUAGGUGCAGCGACGAUGAGAGUGUAAAUAAAGUUUAUUAAAUGUGUUUCAACGAGA